AGAACGCACAGCAACAUUCGGAGGCAAGUCAGGUGGUCAUGUUGCCGGAACUGGGACACGUCUCUGAGAAUAUAGCAUGCCCGUCCAGCUUGGAGCGCAUGGUAGGUCUUGUGACCGUCAUCUGCAGAGCAGGCAGUGAUUGAGCCCUGCGUGGGAGCCAGCAGGGGGGAGACCCGACCCAACUGCUGGAGCGAGCCAGCCGGAGCCUCCAGAGAGGGCGGCCCUGAGCGGCCCACGUGUGUUAGAUGCGGUCACUCCCUGAACCUCACAUCAGCCCUUGGAGGUUCUUUAUGUCUUCUUGAGUCAGUUUUGCCUCCAGCUCUUCACCGGCGUGCCCUGCAGCCCCCGUGAUAUCACAGCACAUGUACCCAGAUGUUUGGUCCUGACGUGUUAAAGGAAGGUGCAGCAUCUGUUUUCGCUCUUUUCUGAUUGGAACAUCAGCUAACAGUUAAUCACUUCCAGUCCUCCUCCACACCCACCCACGUCCUUCGAUCUCUGGGCUCCAGAGAGGAAGCAGGUCUUGGGGCGCACCAUGAUUUCACCAUUACUAGUGCUGGUCGUUGGCACCUGCCUUACCAACUCCCUAGUGCCAGAGAAAGAGAAAGACCCCAACUACUGGCGAAACCAAGCCCAGCAGACCCUGAAAAAUGCCCUGGGCCUUCAGAAGCUCAAUACCAAUGUGGCCAAGAACGUCAUCAUGUUUCUGGGAGAUGGGAUGGGCGUCUCCACGGUCACGGCCGCCCGCAUCCUCAAGGGUCAGCUCCACCACAGACCUGGGGAGGAGACCAAGCUGGAGAUGGACAAGUUCCCCUUCGUGGCCCUCUCCAAGACCUACAACACCAACGCCCAGGUCCCUGACAGCGCGGGCACCGCCACCGCCUACCUGUGCGGGGUGAAGGCCAACGAGGGCACCGUGGGGGUGAGUGCGGCCACAGAGCGCACCCGCUGCAACACCACGCAGGGGAACGAGGUCACCUCCAUCCUGCGCUGGGCCAAGGACGCUGGGAAGUCCGUGGGCAUCGUGACCACCACGCGGGUGAACCACGCCACCCCCAGCGCCGCCUACGCCCACUCGGCCGACAGGGACUGGUACUCGGACAACGAGAUGCCCCCGGAGGCCCUGAGCCAGGGCUGCAAGGACAUCGCCUACCAGCUGGUGCACAACAUCAAGGACAUCGACGUGAUCAUGGGAGGUGGUCGCAAGUACAUGUUCCCUAAGAAUAAAAGCGACGUGGAGUACCGGAUGGACGAGAAGGCCGGGGGCACGCGGCUGGACGGCCUGGACCUCGUGGACAUCUGGAAGAGCUUCAAGCCCAAACAAAAGCACUCCUUCUUUGUCUGGAACCGCACGGCACUCCUGGCCCUGGACCCCAACACUGUGGACUACCUCUUGGGUCUCUUCGAGCCUGGGGACAUGCAGUACGAGCUGAACAGGAACAACGUGACUGACCCGUCACUCUCCGAGAUGGUGGGGGUGGCCAUCAAGAUCCUGAAGAAGAACCCCAAAGGCUUCUUCUUGCUGGUGGAAGGAGGCAGGAUCGACCACGGGCACCACGAGGGCAAAGCCAAGCAGGCGCUGCACGAGGCGGUGGAGAUGGACCGGGCGAUUGGACAGGCAGGGACCAUGACCUCCCCGGAAGACACACUGACCGUGGUCACUGCUGAUCACUCCCACGUCUUCACCUUUGGUGGAUACACCCCCCGCGGCAACUCCAUCUUUGGUCUGGCCCCCAUGGUGAGCGACACAGACAAGAAGCCCUUCACCGCCAUCCUGUACGGCAACGGACCUGGCUACAAGGUGGUGGACGGCGAGCGGGAGAACGUAUCCAUGGUGGACUAUGCUCACAACAACUACCAGGCCCAGUCAGCCGUUCCCCUGCGUCACGAGACCCACGGCGGGGAGGACGUGGCCGUCUUUGCCAAGGGCCCCAUGGCACAUCUGCUGCACGGAGUCCACGAACAGAACUACAUCCCCCACGUGAUGGCGUACGCGGCCUGCAUCGGGGCCAACCUGGACCACUGCGCCCAGGUCAGCUCGGCGGGCAGCCCCCCUCCGGGGCCCCUGCUGCUCCCGCUGGUGCUGCUCCCCCUGAGCAUUCUGUUCUGAGGGCUCAGGGCCCUGGCACCCACAAAGCCCAAGCAGAUGGCCAGCUUCUCUCUCCCGAAGCUGCCCACUGCCCAGCAGCCCACACCUUCAGGGCAGGGAGGCAAAGGCCUCCGCAGCCUCUGCAGCUGCCAGAACGGGGACCCAGGAACCAGAGCCUGCUGCCCACCUCGCUCCCUUCUGGAAUCCUCCACGGGGCCAGGCUGACUCCUGGCCUCUGCUCUUGAACCUCUCCACUGCCCUUGGCCACCAGGGUAGGUUCCUCUUGGGCAGGCGGAGCACAGACUGCAGAAAUUCUCAAAGCAUCUUAUUUUUCUAACAAAUACACUUCUCCAGACCCACAAGGCUGCAAGCGUCACUGGAACGUUCCAGAUCCAACCCUCUCCUUCCCUUUGCCUUCCUCCGGAACCCAGUAGGCCCCACGCUCACGUCUUGGUCCCCAAGCCCAGCCAUGCCUGGGGACCAGGCCUCUCUCCUCAGGAUGGGGGUCACUCACUCCGAAGUUGCCAGGCUCCCAGGAAGCCACCCCGAGACUGGCUGGCCCCCAGGGUGGCCAAGCUGGGCAGAGCAGUCUGCGGGGGUCUGUGUCCCCGGCUCUGCACACAGGUGCCAGGUCCUUUGCUGAAGCGACUCUCCUGUUUGGAAGGGUAAAAAAAAAAAAAAAAAAAAAAAAAAAAAAAUCUCCUCUCGGU
Molecule: messenger RNA, 2796 nt
Organism: Sciurus carolinensis (gray squirrel)
Lineage: Eukaryota; Metazoa; Chordata; Mammalia; Rodentia; Sciuridae
Gene: Alpl
Product: alkaline phosphatase, biomineralization associated
Exons: 14
Coding region: 533-2107 (524 amino acids)
Biological process (GO): dephosphorylation
Cellular component (GO): plasma membrane
Molecular function (GO): alkaline phosphatase activity
Source: RefSeq, a predicted model, not a curated record